AAUCGAACUGUUCGCUCUCGCCUCUCGACAGGAAGUCGUCCCCGAUACGGCGCACAACUGGUUGAGAGUGGCCCGGAAAGGAUAGAACUUUCAUCUCCCGUCGAUCAGGGUCGAUUGGCAAUGCAAGACAGGUAGUUGUGCAGGAGAUGGUCACCGUUAGUAAACGUUAGGUCUGCCUAUCAACGUCGAAUGGAAGAAGUGACACACCAAACAGCCGCUUGUUGAAGCGCUUCUGCCAAGUGUUCUAGUUCUCCUUCAAUAAUCCUUCUGCUCGUUCAGUCUGUGACGUCUUUCUCUCGUUCUAAAUCUUUAGUCUAGGCGAAGUCGAGCACCUCGUCUUGACAUCUAACGGGGGCCGAUUUGUGCGUGCGUGUACGCCGACCUCCAACCCCAAUGCAUGCACGCACACAGAAGCACUCUCGACGAGAAAGACUUCGUAGUUUUUUUGCCUGCGUCGAGGCAAGAGAACAACUCUCUGAGCUGUGAGUUAUCUCAAUCUAUCCAGCCGUAGACGGGAACAAGACAGGUGUUGGGCACAAGUGUGUCUCCUUUGAAUAACGCUACACGACCAAGAGCUGUCCCGAUGGUCACCGACUGACUUGACGUUCACUGGCUGAACAUUAAUUUUCUCAGUGGCUGCAUCCUGCCAUCACGACACCACGUUUCGGUUUUGUUUCUUCUUCUGCGCUGCGUGUGCAGCGGUCGGUGGCCGGUCGGAGAGAGCGGCCUUCGACACUUUCGUCAAAUACAGCCAUCGUGAGCCGUAGGGUGAUACCUAACUGCCCACUGCGGGCGAGAUCCAGUGCUCAGCGAUUAGUGCCGCACGCAAGAGCAGAGAUAUCACGGGAAGUUUUCCAGAGCAGACGCUCAAGAUCAGUUGGGAAAGGCAUCCAUUAUAGUAAAAAUAUAGAUUAGUUGCCUCGGAAUCGGAUGUGGAAAGUUUCGAGACGAAGUGUCAUCUUGAGCUAGCUUGGUUACUAGUAGUAUUCGACACGAGAGAUAAGUGUGACCGUGGUGUCGACCGUGGUGGUGUCCAGAUGUGUGCGUGUCGACCUUCUAUGUCCUGUGUGAGCUGUGCUGCAAAGCUGCCGACCCCUCUACUAGCUCUACGUUCUUCUUUCUGUCACACACACACAGUGAGUAGUUCUGGGCGGUCACAGUAACGCGCGGGGGGUCAUUGGGCACUAGCCAACUGAACAGAUAGCUCGCGCACUUGCUGUACCUAACUGACAGUCCUACUUGCUGCAUUCUGCAGUCGUACACGCGCUUGAUCGCGCGGAGAUGUUACUUGGCCUGUUGUGGAGUGGAACGCUUGUGUUACUUUGAAGUGGAUCAGAGAGGUGCGGAGAAGGAAAGGUUCGACCGUCCUUCGUACCCUGUGAGUGGGUGCAGCAGAACUCUGCAGAAAACCACUGAGCAGAGAGUAUAGAGUAAGCAAUCGGCACUCAUCGCCUGGCGGAUUUCUGCAGGUCGUCGCUUAUGACCGCCGUAGAGAGAGAGAGAGAGACAGAGACUGAGAGAGAGAACCCCGAAUACACUACUAGUGCACUACUGUGCAGUCAUCGUUUUGGCAUUGUGUAUCCCCGGGUGACGGCUGGUAAGGAAUUCGUCUCCGCGCGUGGCUGAUGGCUGGUGGCGUCGACGGUGACAGCUGAGGAAAGCCUUCCAUCGGUGCUGGGUCUGGACUGACUGAAAGACGUUGAUGCAGUGGUGGUGGUGAUAGUAGUUGCCAUGGGACGCCGAUCACCGAACGUCAUGCCGGGGCGGCGGAGAAGCAACGUGCAGCUCUGCAUACGUGUACUAUUGCUGGACGACCAGUACCAAACAUUCUUUAUUGACAGCAAGUGUACUGGUCUAGACUUCUUCGCACUCGUCUGCAAUGAGUUGGAUCUACUGGAGAGAGAUUUCUUUGCCCUGCGCUUCCAGGACACUAACCAACAAUUGUUCUGGAUGGACCCAGUGGAGACAGUCAAAAAGCAGCUAAAGUCUUCACCGGAGGCUGACUGUUACCUGUGUGUCAAGUACUAUGUGGCUGAUCCAUGUUCACUACGAGAGGAGCUGACGCGGUAUUUCUUCUUCCUGCAAGUCAAACGUGAUAUCUUCCAGGGACGGAUCAUGGCAACGCGUUCCAUGGCGCCAACUCUCUUUGCCUGCCUCUUACAGUCUGAGCUUGGGGACUACAGCUCCGAUGACUUGCAUCCAGACUAUGUUCAUGAAUUUGAGUUUGUUGCUGGUCAGAGUCUAGACUUGGAAGCCGAGGCUGAGCAAGUGCACAGGACUCUAAGUGGCCUGGUGCCGUCCGACGCGGAGAAGAAGUUCUUGGACAAAGCAAAAUGGCUGCCUCUCUAUGGAGUGGAUCUUCACCCGGUCAAAGGUGCUGUGGGUACAGCGUUGCAGAUUGGAAUCAGUCAAGUGGGAAUUGCCGUCUUUCAGAACGCUACGCGUGUCAGCUUCUUCCACUGGCCGAAGAUCAACAAAGUGCAGUUCAAGAGAAAGUUCUUCAUCCUCCAGGUGGUGGUUAGUAGUGAGGAAACGAAAGUCAAUCAGCUUAAGUACAAGUUCUUGACCAGUUCAGAGCGCAGUGCAAAGGAGCUGUGGAAGUGCGCCGUGGAGCAGCAUUGCUUUUUCAGGCGCAUCGUGAUUGACCCGAACGACGACUUCAGUCGCGGGGGCGGCCUGCUCCGCUCCGGAUCAAAGUUCCGCUACACAGGCCGCACCGAGUUUCAAGUACGACAGUCGCUGAGAGCCGUCAACCGCGAGCAACCACACUUCACACGAAUUGACUCAAGACACUUUCGCCGAAGCCUUCCACCGGCAUUGCACCUUCCCACGGUUGGCCAUCACUGGCGCAGUCAUCGUGGACUUACUAUCAACGACAACCCGCACAGCAAGGCACUCAAGCUGAGCAGGAAGCAGUCCAGCGCGGAGAACCACCACCACGAGAGCCUAUUUCUGCGCCUGUCUCGUCCACUGAGAAGAUCCACAGGUCCAGAGACUCCCAACGCAUCAACGAACCGCAAGGCAUCCAACAAGAGCAAGUCAGAAUCGACCGGCCUGGGUCAAAGCGGCGGUCACGCCAGAGUGCAGAAGACGGUCUCCACUCCGUCGUUUUGGCUGAGAAAAGUGCGGAGAGCACGUACACCUGAUGAAUGCCCUCUGUCCCAGUCUUUGGGACCGCUGUACGCUUCACCGGUGAAGACACCUACAAAGGGAGGCAGCAUGAAGUCGACCGGAGAGCACUCCAACAACGACUGGGGAACGCCGAUGACGACGCGAUCCACUGAGUCCACGCAGCGCUUCACUAUGCCCUGGUGUGACGAGCCGGAGCCACUGCAAGCAUCGCCGCCUGCUCCACCGCAAGCCGGGCAGGAAUCCAAUUCUCGUCAGACCUCGCCGAAGAUCAGCGACCUAUACUGCACACAGCGCAAUGAGCUGAUGAAACGCCAGCAGCGGCAACAGGCGAAGGCGCCUCAGCAGUCACAAGGCCACACGCGUGCCAAGUCACUGGGCAGUGGCAUGACGGCAGCGCAGGACUUCACGGACGACUAUGCCGUACCGCGCCCUCAACCAGCCGCUCCACCACCACCGUCGUCAUCGCUGAAUGCAACCGGACACACUUCACCUGCACAUCACUACCAGCAACAACAGCACAAGAAACUGGCACGCUCGCCAAUAGCUGGCGGACAGCGGCAGUGCCUUGAGGUACUGCAGCCGCUUCCGCCGCGGCCGAAGAGUGCUGAAGGCGCUCACAGCAACACGAAUCACGGCAGUGGCCGAACCCGUCUCUUCAGCAGUGGUAGCGGUGUGCCAGGUGGAGGUGAAUGGCCGUGGAGGAACAGUGCCACGCCGACCCCCGGCGACCCUGCUUCUGCCGCUGAUUCUCCCGGUUUAGAACCAGAUUACUUACUGGAGGAGUCCGUGUCUGAUGAAGCACACAAGCGCUACAUGAAGAAGCUCUGGGACGACAUGGCGUACGCGGACAGCCCUCCCCCGAUCGACCUGAACGUCAAGCCGAGAGUGGUGACACGUCGCACCUCCGGCAGUGCCAUCAAGGCACGGCGUCUGGGGGCGCGCAGUGCCGUGCUCACGGGGACGGAAGCCGACAAGGUUGCCAGGACGGUCGGCAUUUCGUCACGCUACAGCUCUGGUGAUCCGGAGGGGACCGCGGCUGGUGGCGGUGGUGAAGCCUUCCCUGGUCUCAGUAGGCAGGCAGCGUCAUCAAGUGGUCUGUUUCAACCAGGAUGCUCUGACACACUGCCCGCUAUACCUAAACGCAACUCUGGUGCUGGUGAUAAGAGACGGGGGAUCAGCGCUCGAGACCGGAGAGCGUCCGUCCUCGGUGUACAGCUGUUUGCUAAGUCACCACCCAGACAGCAAUCGUCGGACGGCGAAGUGAAGAAAGCCGUCUUCAGUGCAAGCAGCGUCGAGGACGGCGAAGGUCACGUCACGGAUAGUCCACGCCAUCUCCAGCAUAAUCAGCAUCACACAGAGCGGCAGCAGCAGGAGGAUCACACACGCAAUGCCAGCACGGGCACUGACGGUGUGGAAACAGACGGUAACGACGUCGUCGAGUCCAGCGGCACGUUUGAGAUGCGAUCACCACUGCAGCAUCGCAUUACCGAUGUCGACAUUGCACAGGUCCGGCUACGGAAACACGCUGCCCUGACAAAGAAGCGCUCUCUCCCUCUCUACCUACACCGAAAGGAGCCGGGGGACGACGACGAUGAAGAUGACGACGACGAGGAGGAGGAGGAUGACGGAAACGAGAGCGACUUUGGCUACUUGCCUGGCGACGAGCCGCUGGGUAACAGUGGAAACAGUGGCAGUGGUGAUGUGGUGAUGAGCAGAAACAAUCGACACAGCGGCAAAAGAAACAACAAAGGUGAUCUUCACAAGACUGGCGGCGGCGCACCACACCCGGUCAUAGCACAGCUCAAGGACAUGGACUACAAGGUGGUGAACGGACGCAUCGCCAGCUUCGGCUCCGCCAUCUCCGACGACGUGUUUGCCGAGACCUCGCCCAACGCUACCUCUGGUAAGGGUACGGUCGGCUGCUCCGAGUUCACGGAGAUUUGCCCGGGCGUCGGCUCGGAUCAGCAGCAGGUACCCGCCGAGGACAGGUGGUUUGAAAGUCCCUAGAACCAGUGGAGCAGCACUCAUCUUGGGCAUACGGCCUCUGCGUGGCACGGUCAUCAUCAUCGUCAUCGUCGUCGUCGUUGAUGUCAUCAUGAAAAGCCACUUUUACGGGCAAAACAUGGAUCCAAUUGCAAUACAUGGAGCAGACUACGGAGCGAUGCAGUGAAGCUACGACGCCAUCAUCAUUAGAUAGCAGAGUGAUGUUUGAUUCAUGCCGUGACUUACCAGCACUGCCUGUCUGAACUGAGACGGUUUUUACUUCUAACCGCACUGUGCCGUCCUGCAGCGCCGAUGCCCACUACAUGUACCGUUAGACCGGGCUGUCAGAGGAGGUCUGAGUAUUGCGGCUAGAGGUCAGGCAAACCAGUCCACUGUGCGUCAUUCUCUUCGGACGAGUUUUCGCUUUCAUACUCGUCCGACAAAUUCUACGGGCCACUCUCUCUCUCUUUUAAUGGAUCUUUCCUUUCACUCGUCAUCUUUCCGCUUAUUCUCUCUCUGGUAUUCCAUGUUGAAGAGAGCUUUACAUAGCACACUCCAUUUUCUUACUCCUCACUCUGGUAUACACGUUGUGACUGUUUUCUCAGCCGCUGUCGCACAGAACAACGCCCUGGCAUGAUACACUGGCCGGUUAGAUACGUCCUGCUUGAGAUGAGAUCAUCAUGAGAUCAUCAUGGCAUCAUCAUGGUAUCAUCAUGAAAUCAUUGCAUCAGAAUGACAUCAUAAUGGUAUGGUAGCUGGGUGUCGACUCGGAAGUUAGCUGAGUGUGAUGUUCGUGCAUACUGUGACGAUGGUCACUGUCGGUGACCUUGAGUGAUGGAGCAGGUCCCGAUGGCAUGAGCUAUGAACUGCAUUACAGCACCCCGGGCCACCAUCAGUCGAUUGCGUUCGCACUUGAUCCUAUGAUUGACUCAUUCUCUGACUCAAGACACAAUGAUCAUACUUAUUGGACUAGCCUGAUCUAUAUCAUUAUAAAGUAUUUGGUGAUUAUUAUAGUUAGUUCGAAGUACUAUACUCGCAGAGUUUACUCGUUGGAAAGCUUCAACAUCCAUGGCGGUGGAUGUACCAAUAUACAACCCGCAACUGAUGUGAUCGUAUUGCUGUGCGGAAGCAGCCAGUGUAUUGUGAUAUCAAGUGAAACGGUGGCAGCUCAUCGUUGGAGCCAGUGUCACCGUCACGGA
Molecule: messenger RNA, 6314 nt
Organism: Sycon ciliatum
Lineage: Eukaryota; Metazoa; Porifera; Calcarea; Leucosolenida; Sycettidae
Product: band 4.1-like protein 4A
Exons: 22
Coding region: 1732-5139 (1135 amino acids)
Cellular component (GO): cytoskeleton
Source: RefSeq, a predicted model, not a curated record